Messenger RNA from Choloepus didactylus (southern two-toed sloth), 3641 nucleotides. RefSeq names its product methylcrotonoyl-CoA carboxylase 2 (gene MCCC2). Gene Ontology annotation, cellular component: methylcrotonoyl-CoA carboxylase complex; mitochondrion. Gene Ontology annotation, biological process: L-leucine catabolic process. Gene Ontology annotation, molecular function: methylcrotonoyl-CoA carboxylase activity. The record is from RefSeq and is a predicted model, not a curated record. NCBI's taxonomy places the organism in Eukaryota, Metazoa, Chordata, Mammalia, Pilosa, Megalonychidae.
CGGGGGUUGAGGCUUCUGGGAGGGAGAGCAAGGGAGGAAGACUGUGACUCUAGGUGGUUGAGUGCUGCUUUUUUGCUCACCUCCCUCCCCAGGUGCCCGCGGUGAUGUGGGCCGCCCUGAGGUUAGUCUUGCGAUCAUUCGCCCGCGCCCGUGCCCCCGGGCUGCGCGCCUAUCAUGGGGACUCGGUGACUACGCUUGGCACCCAGCCGGACUCAAGCUCCGCCAUCUACCAGGAAAACUAUGAACAGAUGAAAGCACUAGUGAAUCAACUCCAUGAACGAGCACAGUCUGUAAGACUAGGAGGUGGUGAGAAAGCCCGGGCACUUCACAUAUCAAGAGGAAAACUGUUACCCAGAGAAAGAAUUGACAAUCUUAUAGACCCAGGGUCUCCGUUUCUGGAAUUUUCUCAGUUUGCAGGUUACCAGCUGUAUGAUAAUGAGGCGGUUCCUGCAGGUGGCAUUAUUACAGGCAUUGGAAGAGUAUCAGGAGUGGAAUGUAUGAUUGUUGCUAAUGAUGCCACUGUCAAAGGAGGUACCUACUACCCAGUGACUGUGAAAAACAUGUACGGGCACAAGAAAUUGCACUGCAAAAACAGGCUUACGUGCAUCUACUUGGUUGAUUCAGGAGGGGCAAAUUUACCUCGACAAGCAGAUGUAUUUCCAGAUCGAGAUCACUUUGGCCGCAUAUUUUAUAAUCAGGCAAUUAUGUCUUCUAAAAAUAUUACACAGAUUGCGGUUGUCAUGGGCUCCUGUACGGCCGGCGGUGCUUACCUGCCUGCAAUGGCUGAUGAAAACAUCAUUGUACGCAAACAGGGUACCAUUUUCUUGGCAGGCCCCCCUUUGGUUAAAGCAGCAACUGGAGAAGAGGUGUCAGCUGAGGAUCUUGGAGGUGCUGAUCUUCAUUGCAGAAAGUCUGGAGUGACUGACCACUACGCUUUGGAUGAUAACCAUGCCCUUCACUUAGCUAGGAAGGCUGUGAGGAAUCUAAAUUAUCAAAAGAAAUUGGAUGUUAACAUUGAACCUUCUGAAGAUCCUUUAUUUCCUGCUGAUGAAUUAUAUGGAAUAGUUGGUGCCAACCUUAAGAGGAACUUUGAUGUCCGAGAGGUCAUUGCUAGAAUUGUGGAUGGAAGCAGAUUCAAUGAAUUCAAAGCCUUCUAUGGAGACACAUUAGUCACAGGAUUUGCUAGAAUAUUUGGGUACCCAGUAGGCAUCAUUGGGAACAAUGGUGUUCUCUUUUCUGAAUCUGCAAAAAAGGGUGCUCACUUCAUCCAGUUAUGCUGCCAAAGAAAUAUUCCUCUGCUGUUCCUUCAAAACGUUACUGGAUUUAUGGUGGGUAGAGACUAUGAAGCUGAAGGAAUUGCCAAGGACGGUGCCAAGAUGGUGACUGCAGUAGCCUGUGCCAAUGUGCCUAAGAUAACCGUCAUCAUUGGGGGAUCAUAUGGGGCUGGAAACUAUGGGAUGUGUGGCAGAGCAUACAGUCCAAGAUUUCUCUACAUGUGGCCAAAUGCUCGUAUCUCGGUGAUGGGAGGAGAACAGGCUGCCAAUGUGUUAGCAACAGUAGCAAGGGACCAAAAAGCACGGGAGGGAAAACAGUUCUCCAGUGCAGAUGAAGCAGCUUUAAAAGAGCCCAUCAUUAAGAGGUUUGAAGAGGAAGGAAACCCUUACUAUUCCAGUGCCAGGCUGUGGGAUGACGGGAUUAUUGACCCAGCAGACACCAGACUGGUCCUGGGACUCAGUAUUAGUGCCGCCCUCAAUGCACCAAUCCAGAGGACUGACUUUGGCACCUUUAGGAUGUAACUGGAGGAUAAUGCGUUUUCCACUGGACAUGUGCUGAACAUUAGCGCAUUGGUGGCCUUAGCAUUUUAGACUCUUUAAACACAUGACUGUUACAGUAAAAUUGCUUUCUUAACACAGUGCAUUGCACUUUUCUACCUUAAAAUAUCAGUGAGGAUACUGAUUUGAUGAACGCCAAUUCAUUUUAAAUUUUCUUAGAGGAAUUUUUCUGUGGCCUAGUUUUACCACCCUUAAAAGGAAGAGAAUAACUUACAGUAAUCUUUUCUAACUCACAAGUAGUAUGAAAAAUUUUGUCAUCCAUAAAUUUGAAUUAUUGAGAUUAUUAAUAUAAAGUUGUAUUUCCACUGAAAUGAUUGCUGAUUAUGCAUGAUGAUAUGUUAACACACUUAUUUUAAAAAAUCAUCUGUUACUUUUCCCUCCAGCCACUAUCCUGUCUCCUUCCCAUAACAGAUGUCUCACUGUGUGUACUCUGGGCUGUAUUUCCUAUCUCAUUCUCUCCUCACCCUACCCCUUUCUGGCUUCCACUGUCCAACAGCCCUGUCCGAUGUGCGCUGGCUUCCAUUUUGCUGAAACCAGUGGAUUCUUUCCCAUCGUUAACUGAUUUAACUCUCUGCAGCAUUUUAAUCAAACACUUCUUCCUUGAAAUGCUGUCCUUAGCUUCCAUGACAUAACACUCCAGGUUUUUACCAACCUCUUGGCAUUCUUUUUCUAUUUCCUUUAUAGGCCCCUGUUCUUCUACUGAUUCUUUUCCUUCCCUUUCAUGUACUUUGUUCUGAUUUUUCAUUAGUAAUACAUGAAUACAUUGUUUUAAAAAGUAUAAACAAUACAUAAAUAUCUCCUCAUUCUUAAAUGUGUUCAUUUCUCCUGGUUUGAUUUAUUCUCAUGGGCCUAUUUUAGCCCCUCUCUGGCUUCAGUUGGCAUCUAAAUAUGGAUGAUUGACAGUUCUUAACAUAGUUCUCCCCUGAGCUCCAGACCUGCUUAUCUAACAGAGCUGUUGGAUUUCUACACUGGUUGUCUGACAGGAGCCUCAGACUUGUCAUCAAGAUGUGUUGAUUUUGCCUCCUGACUAUCUGGAAUUCCCCUUUUUAUUUUUGUCUUUUAUUACCACAGACCUCUGAAGUGGUCUCCCUGCCUCCACUCUUACUUAGCCCAAUCUGUUCAUCACUUUAGUUAAAAUGGCCAUUCGAAAGUGAUCUGGUCAUGCUCCUCCCUUACUUAAAACCCUUCAGAGGUUUCCUGUAAGAAGAAGUACCAAGCCCUAAUUCCCUCCAUUGUCUUGAUUGUCACUUCUUCAGUCUCAUCUCCUUGAUUCCUCUUGCACACACAGGGCCAUAGCCAUUUUAGACAUAUUCUGGUUCCUUGAACCAAGUCCUUCCCGCCUUACGGUCUACGAAGUUCCCUCUACCUGAACUGUUCUACUCUCUUUCCUUCCUCUCUCCUCUUUCCUUCCUCUCUCCUUUCUGCUUAAGCAUUUGGUUCUCUCAAUUUGAGUCCUACUUCCUCAGGGAUGUCUCUAUGACUUCCCUGGACUGGGUUAGGUACCCUGCUUUAUGCUCUUAUAAAGCACCAUCCAUUUUCUUUGUCACUAACUCAUCACGUUAUCAUAAACAUUUCUUUAGUCUCACCCUUCUGCAAGAAUGUAAGCUCUUUGAGGGCAAGAAUCCUCCUGUUUACUGUGUAUCUCCAAUGAGUGGCACUCUGUAAGUACUCAAAUGUUUGUUGAAUGAAUGAAAAAAACCCAUAUUGUAAUUGAUAUAGUCAGUUCAUGUCAUUUUAAAAAUAGGUAAUUGAUUAUAUAAUGUAAUACAACCGUCAUACUUUUUUGUAAUAAAAUUAAUAUGUCAACCA